CACCACUGGCCACCUCUUCUUGCCGCACCUUCAGAUGCUCGAGCUUCUCGUUGCUCUUCUCGUUUUUCUAGUCAUACAUUCUCUAAGGCAACGACAACGGCAAGGCCUUCCCGUGUGGCCUUUUCUUGGAAUGUUGCCUUCCUUGGUGCUUGGCCUUCGUGUCGAUAUGUACGAAUGGAUUUCCCAAGUUCUUUGUCGGCAAAACGGGACUUUUGUGUUCAAAGGCCCAUGGUUUACCAACCUGAACUGCGUAGUCACUGCGGAUCCUCGAAACCUCGAGCAUCUUCUCAAAACCAGGUUUCAAGCGUACCCGAAAGGUCCGUAUUUCAGGCAUGCCCUCCGGGAUCUUCUUGGGAAUGGAAUCUUCAAUGCUGAUGACGAGAUCUGGCAGCGGCAGAGGAAGACAGCGAGCAUCGAGUUUCACUCGUCAAAGUUUAGAAACAUGACGACCGAGUCACUACUGGAGCUCGUCCACCAAAGGCUAUUGCCCGUCUUGGAGGAUUCUGUUGAACGAUCUACUGCAAUUGAUCUACAGGAUAUCCUCCUGAGACUAACGUUCGAUAACGUUUGUAUGAUCGCUUUCGGGGUUGAUCCAGGGUGUUUAGAUCCUGGACUUCCGGAAAUUCCGUUCGCUCAAGCCUUUGAAGCGGCCACGGAAGCAACUAUACUACGCUUUGUCACUCCAACUCUUAUAUGGAAGAUCAUGAGGCAUCUGAACUUGGGAUCAGAAAAGAAAUUGAAGCAGUCGAUAAAAGGAGUAGACAAUUUUGCAGAUGAAGUUAUUCGAACUCGGAAGAAAGAAGUGUUUUUGCAGUCUGAGGAGAAGAAACUGAAGUCUGAUCUCUUAACAAUCUUUAUGGGACUAAAAGAUGAAGAAGGACACCCUUUUUCAGACAAGUUCCUACGUGAUAUCUGUGUAAACUUUAUACUCGCUGGAAGGGACACUUCUUCGGUGGCAUUGAGUUGGUUUUUCUGGCUUCUUGAUCGUAAUCCAACGGUGGAGGAAAGAAUUCUGGGCGAGAUAUGUCAGAUUGUGAAGGAUAGGGAAGAUGAGAGCGAAAGUGAGGAUCUAAUAUUUAGACCACAAGAGGUGAAGAAGAUGGAGUAUCUGCAUGCUGCUCUAUCCGAGUCCUUGAGAUUAUACCCUUCAGUACCAGUAGAUCAUAAGGAGGUUGUUGAAGAUGAUGUCUUUCCAGAUGGGACGAUCUUGAAGAAAGGAACAAAAGUGGUUUAUGCAAUCUAUGCAAUGGGAAGAAUGGAAGCGAUAUGGGGAAAGGACUGCAGAGAGUUUAGGCCAGAGAGAUGGCUAAGGGACGGGCGUUUUAUGAGUGAAUCAGCCUACAAGUUCACAGCAUUUAAUGGUGGACCGAGGUUGUGCUUGGGGAAAGACUUUGCCUACUACCAGAUGAAAUUCGCUGCCGCCUCCAUCUUAUACCGUUAUAAAGUGACGGUGGUGGAAAAUCAUCCGGUAGCACCAAAGCUUGCACUCACUAUGUACAUAAAGAAUGGGCUGAAGGUGAAGCUUUCAAAGCGUAGCAAGUCUGAACUCCAAAUGUAUCACAAUAUCAAAUAUUGAGCUCCUGAUGAAGAUGUGUGGUGUUUAUGUGUUCUUUUUCUUUUGUAACUUAUUCUUUCUAUAUGAUUUUUGUUUCAAACCAUUAUACAUUUAUAAGUCAGGAUUGUAUUGCAGAAAAUGCAGAAAGAUGAUAGACAGACUGUCAAGAAUAGAUGGAGAUGCAUUUUAUUGUAACUUCCAUAUAAAUAAAGGAUUUUCGUGGUGCUAUUCAUGUUCAAG
Molecule: messenger RNA, 1795 nt
Organism: Cynara cardunculus var. scolymus (artichoke)
Lineage: Eukaryota; Viridiplantae; Streptophyta; Magnoliopsida; Asterales; Asteraceae
Product: cytochrome P450 86B1-like
Exons: 2
Coding region: 35-1576 (513 amino acids)
Molecular function (GO): heme binding; monooxygenase activity; iron ion binding
Source: RefSeq, a predicted model, not a curated record